Messenger RNA from Daldinia decipiens, 1335 nucleotides. Its product is annotated as FAR-17a/AIG1-like protein. Gene Ontology annotation, cellular component: membrane; endomembrane system. The transcript is spliced from 2 exons. Bases 592 to 1308 code for a protein of 238 amino acids. Lineage: Eukaryota; Fungi; Ascomycota; Sordariomycetes; Xylariales; Hypoxylaceae. The record is from RefSeq and is a predicted model, not a curated record.
AAUAAAAGGACGGCGCAUCACAGGAUAAAACGAGAAAAACAAGAAGUGAUAUUAUUAUACAAAUCAUACCUAGGUAGGUAUUAAGAACUACCUUAGGUAGGUUAAUUGACUUCAUAGGCGUGUAGGUACCUAUUGCAGCUCUAGUGGCUUCGUUACGUCAUAUAAAUUGUAGUACCACACCGAUUUCAAUAGGUAAUCUGACAUAUUGAACUUUGCAAGUCACAGACCUCGUGAAUCCGGCACUUAGCGUCAUUGGUAGAUUAGAUUUCCUGUAAGGCGACUGGGCCGGGCAGAAUGCAAGACCCGACAGUCCGGUCAAGCAAUCAAACUUACCGACUUUCAAGCCACAUUUUCAUGUGCGUUUCCUAAAGUACUAAGAGGCAAUUUAUCUGAUGUUACGCCUCCUUUUCGGUGAUACCCAAUGUGUUGUUAUAUUAAAUUGAGAAAUUGAGACGUUGGAUACAUAUUCGAGCUGGACACUUUGAUGUUAGUUAAUUUAUUUAUCCAUUCGUCGAGUACAUAUAUUAGGAUCUCUCCGAGAGAAAUCAGCUGGAAAGUUCAUACUAAAUUAUCGUUCACUUUGCUGCCGAAAUGACCGGUCGCCAUCCGCUUCAGAGGCUUGCAUCUCCGUCGAGACAGUUUUCCUUUUUGGUUCACCUGGCGGGAAUAUUGUCUUUUGCGAGCUCGUUCAAGUUUCUGAGUACAUGGGAAACGCCAAUGUCCGCUGCCUUCGGCGGACACUUCCAGUUUCUCACCAUUAUUGGACUCUCCCUCGCGCUAUGCACAUUCGGCGUCGGAUUUCUAGCCGACAUUACGCUGUCCUCCCGGCUAUUUGCGCUGAAGCAUGUCCUCUCCAUGUGCUCGGCGCCGCUAGAGGUAUUGAUCAGCAUCCUAUAUUGGGGUCUUUGCGCCAUCGACAAAGGUUUGGUAUUCCCGCCCGACUUGCAGUUAGACCUGCUCCCAGAUCUAGGAUUUCAUGCCGCGCCGGCGGUUUUCCUAGCGGUGGAUUUGUUGCUCCUUAGUCCGCCAUGGACGAUUCAUGGCUUCUCAGCCUUGGCCUUGAGCGAAGCCUUGGCGCUACUAUACUGGUUUUGGGUAGAGUACUGCUUCUCCCGCAACGGCUGGUACCCCUAUCCCAUUUUCGACAAGCUUAACACUUGGCAGCGGAUGGUAUUGUUUACGUUCUCUGCCCUGUUGAUGACCGGCAGCACUACGGCGUUAAAAUGGACGUAUGGAAAAAUCAACGGUAUCGAGGAAUUUAAAAGGGAGGCCGUAGCGGAUCCUGCAAGCAUCCGGAAGAGGAAGUAAAUAGGAUUUCUGGAGAUUGGGGUUGGC